CUUUUUUUAAGAAUGUGGUCCCGACGUGGUAUUUGCGGUAGAUAACAGCUACAGUGUAAAGCGAGAAGUAUUAAAAGACGUGACAACGUUAAUGGCAAACAUAGUCAACCAGUUCGAAGUUGGUCCCCGUCAGACAGAAGUGCAGUUUGCAGCCCUGGUAUUCGACAAGACCGUCAAAGACCAGUUUUACUUAAAUACUAACAACACAAAAGAUGGAGUCUUGGACAAUAUUGCUGGCUUAUUUAUGGAGUUAGACGGGAGGAAAACAAGAACAGAUAAAGCUCUUAAGCAAAUCUCUGAGGAGUACUUGGAUAAAAAUGGAGAUCGGCCUAACAAUAAGAAUUUUGUUUGUAUCAUAACCGAUGGUGUGACGCAUCCAAAACGUUUUAAGCCAAAAGCUGUAGCACUAGCCAGGAAACUUGAGGGACAUCCUUACAAUGCAGAUGUCAUUGUAGUUGGCUUACCCCACAAGCGAGCUAAAGACCCUGGGACCCACUGGAAUGAUCUUGCUACCGACCCCGAUGCGGAACACACGUUUCUGCCACCUCUUUAUCAAGUUGCUGAUUUAAGCCUCGCCAAAGCCAUAGCAUCAAAAAUAGGCACAUUUGCUUGUAAUCAAAAAUGAAAAAAUAAAUGUUUCGAAUACUGUAUGAAAAUCUA
Molecule: messenger RNA, 660 nt
Organism: Owenia fusiformis
Lineage: Eukaryota; Metazoa; Annelida; Polychaeta; Sabellida; Oweniidae
Source: the annotation of a GenBank genome assembly